Messenger RNA from Pseudogymnoascus verrucosus, 2200 nucleotides. RefSeq lists its product as uncharacterized. The coding region runs from base 122 to 2104 and encodes 660 amino acids. Gene Ontology annotation, biological process: regulation of DNA-templated transcription. The record is from RefSeq and is a predicted model, not a curated record. The transcript has 3 exons. NCBI's taxonomy places the organism in Eukaryota, Fungi, Ascomycota, Leotiomycetes, Thelebolales, Thelebolaceae. Gene Ontology annotation, molecular function: DNA-binding transcription factor activity, RNA polymerase II-specific; zinc ion binding.
CUAAGAUAACGUGACUCCGACGACAAUGACUCUGUCAUCGCCUGUUUCCACGGCCUUGCAGCUGACCUUUCUUUAGGUUGAUCUAUACUCCUGUCAUUAGUGUCUCCUGUCGUAUAUCCAGAUGGACGAGAUUCGUCGGCAAACCACCCCAGUAAGGUCCAAGAAAGGAUGCCUCACCUGCCGGUCCAAGAAGGUCAAAUGCGACGAACAAAUAUCAGCAUGUGGUCGUUGUCGUCGCCUUGCUCUGAAAUGUGAAUGGGCUACAGCAUCUCAGUCCCGAGGGAGAGAUAAGGCGCGAUCGAAACCGAGGCCGGCACCAAAGAAGAUCUUACCAAACGUCCAUUAUGCUCACCUCGAUAUUGAUGUCAAUUAUAGCAGAGGUACAACAUCGGGAGAAAUAACUGAUGAUGCUGGUAUGCCUGCGGAAAGAAUACUCGCUGCGAACGGAACGACAGGUAUAGAAGAGUUUAUUACCUAUAGCGGGACGAACACUGCUGCAGCAUUGGACGAUUGGUAUCAAGAGUUGGGAUUCCCCUCAGAUUUUCUUGAUAUUGGCAACUUUACUGCCCAGGCAAACCUUGACGAAAGUCCGUCAGAAUCUUCUAGUGGACCCCUAUUUCCUCUACAAGUUGACGCCAAUGGCGAGUCAUCUCUCGGUGCUUACGAGGAACAUAGGGCAACCGUGUUAUCUGCCCCAUGGCUGGCAACCCUAACAAGUCCCUUGAACAUUUUCAGCCCUGGCCUCUCCACGCAAAAUAUAGUUCUAUCACCGUCCUUUGCACAAACGGCCGCUGAAACACAAGCGCUUCAUUACUACAAAACACACUUCCCAACAAUUAUGGUGACGAAAAAUGUGCGCUGGUCCACUCAUAUGGUUAUGCUGCGCCAUGGGUCGCAAACUCCGAUGGUCAUGCAUCUUCUUAUCGCCGCCUCUCUUAUGAACUUGGGAGCGAGUCAACAUUAUGAUGCUGAUAUCUGUUCUGCAGCGAGAGGACAUUCUAGGGCAGGUGUCUACCUUCUCAUAGAGGCCAUGAAUUCAAGCGCGGAGCCAGAUUAUUUGAAUGUACUGACGGCAUUCUUCUUCUUGUACAAAUAUAUGGCUGAGCAGAAGAAUACUAACGCAGAUGCCAUGAUCCAAUUCAGUCAUGCUGUCUGUGAGUAUGUCAAAAGGUACAACCUGGAUACAUUAUGUACCAAGUCGUUACUGUCCUGUAUAUCCUCUACAGAAGUUACUGCUAGGGUUUGCCUACCCCGAGACAAACAAGAAUGUCUCGCGCGGCUCAUUGUCUGGAUAUUUUAUGAAGAUGUUGCCGCUAGCAUUCGAGGACUUGGAGGCCUGCUAGCUAGCCAUUUAUGUGCUGAACCGGAACAGACUAAUGAAAUAUAUCAGUGUUCAACGACGAACCUAGAGUCAGCAUGGGGCCCCGACUAUCCAGAGAGUGAGAUUGUCGACGAUAUCGAGAAUGGACCGAUUCUCAAGUUCCUCUAUGAAGUUAUGAUGCUCUACACCGAAGUCAAUGAAGUCUGUCGGUCGUCAAUCCUUGUGGGCGAUUCGGAUACAAUAGAAGCAAAGCUUAUGAAGCUUGAAGAGCGUUCUAGAUUUCUCUUCCGGCUUACCACUAUCACGACUCAGCCACGCUCGCGUCUCAUGAUAAACGCGGAUUACAUGGUGUCGAACUUUUAUGCCCUGCGCAUCUACAAGUUCAGAUGUUUUCACUGUAAUGGCGUGUCUGCCAUUACCCCACCAGAAGUUCAGUCUUCUCUAACUGCUAUUCUCCAGAUUGCUCAGCGCUCGUUUUCAGUGAAACAACAAAGUCAGAUGAUUGAACGCUUUCAGUGGCCCCUGUUUAUAGCUGGAAUUGAGACUUCUGAUGGAAUUCACAAGGAGUGGAUUCGUACUAAAUUAAAAAAGAUGCGGCUUUCACGUGCAUUCAAGAGAAUAUUGGAAAUACAGGAUAAGACUGGAAGGAGGGUUUCUAUACCACUUGUUAGGCAAAUUAUGUGUGGCGAGGGGACUGCACUCACUGGUGGAGAACAUCAGCCACUGCCAUCUAUGGUUGACGGCAGUGUGUGUUUUGGUCAACUUGUUGAGGGUGGAGCAUAAAAUGACAAUGAGAUAGGUUAAUGUCUGCGAGGUAGGCGAGACGAUCUCGGCACUUAUGAUAGAAUGACCUCGAACCGAAUCAAACGUCUUAAUCUU